Orbilia oligospora ATCC 24927 is the source of this 906-nucleotide messenger RNA. RefSeq lists its product as uncharacterized. The transcript is spliced from 4 exons. The coding region runs from base 1 to 906 and encodes 301 amino acids. The record is from RefSeq and is a predicted model, not a curated record. Gene Ontology annotation, biological process: secondary metabolite biosynthetic process. Lineage: Eukaryota; Fungi; Ascomycota; Orbiliomycetes; Orbiliales; Orbiliaceae.
AUGGCAAACUUGGUUGCACUCCCCGAGAUCGAGCGCUUAAGCUCCAGGGUUAUCCGUAUUCUAGGCGGCAAUCCCAACAAGUUUACUCUUCAAGGCACAAACACCUACCUUCUCGGCACAGGUCCCAAACGCCUACUUAUCGAUGCCGGCGAAGGUAAACCCGCCUGGAAAACUUCCCUCUCCUCAGUCCUAACCUCCGAGCGGGCCACCAUAUCCACCGCCAUAAUAACCCACUGGCACGGCGACCACAUCGCCGGCGUCCCGGACCUACGAUCGCUAUGUCCGGACGUCAAGGUUCUAAAAUUUAAAUUAGAUCCUAAUGAUCCCGGAGCUAAUAAAUGGGGGUUUCCGGAUGUAAGUGAAGAUGGAAGUAUCGGUGAUAAUGAGACUGUGGGAGUGGAAGGUGCUACGGUCAAGAGUGUGUGGACGCCGGGACAUACGACCGAUCAUGUUUGUUUGUGGUUGGAGGAGGAAGGGGCGUUGUUUACGGGGGAUAAUGUACUCGGGCAGGGAACAACUGUCUUUGAGGACUUAUCAGCAUACAUGUCCUCCCUCGCCAAAAUGCUGGCAUUAAACCCUGAUAGGGCAUAUCCGGCCCAUGGUCCCUUAAUCCCAGAUGGGAAAGCAAAGAUUCAAGAAUACAUAACACAUAGACAAGAGCGUGAAGCCCAAGUCAUUGGCGUUUUGAAAGAACAUAGAGGAACUACAAUGGAGGUUCUCGAUAUUGUAAAGGUCAUUUAUAAAGAAUAUCCAGAGAAUAUAUGGGAAGCAGCUGGGAGAGGAGUUUUUUUGGUUCUUGAGAAGUUGGAGAAGGAUGGACGGGUAGUGAAUGAAAAGGGUGGUUGGAGGAUAUUGGAAGGGGCUGGCGGGAGUGGCGGGAUUAAGGGAGUGGCUAGUGUGCUUUAG